CUUCCUCCUCUACUGCUAGCCGCGCCGGAACUUUUGUUGGUAGGAACGGGUUUAUACAGUUGAGUGUUGCUGGCCGGCAUCGAGGAGAAUUGGGUGCCGUCCUCUUCCUGUCGCCGUCGUAGCGGCGGAGCGGAGCCGAGCUGAUCUGAUCCAGGAGCGCGGUUAUCCGACCGGCUGGGUCUAUGGUCGCUCCGCGAGCCGCUCCGCCGGCUGGUGCUUUUUUAUCAGGGCAAACUGUGUUCCAUGGCAGGGAACUUUUGGCAGAGCUCCCACUAUUUGCAAUGGAUUUUGGAUAAACAAGAUCUGUUGAAGGAGCGCCAAAAGGACUUAAAAUUUCUCUCAGAAGAAGAAUAUUGGAAACUACAGAUUUUUUUUACAAAUGUUAUUCAGGCAUUAGGUGAACAUCUUAAAUUAAGACAGCAAGUUAUUGCCACUGCUACAGUCUAUUUCAAGAGAUUCUAUGCCAGGUAUUCUCUGAAAAGUAUAGAUCCUGUGUUGAUGGCUCCGACAUGUGUCUUUUUGGCAUCCAAAGUAGAGGAAUUUGGAGUAGUCUCAAAUACAAGAUUGAUUGCUGCUGCUACUUCUGUAUUAAAAACUAGAUUUUCAUAUGCCUUUCCAAAGGAAUUUCCUUAUAGGAUGAACCAUAUAUUAGAAUGUGAAUUCUAUCUUUUAGAACUAAUGGAUUGUUGCUUGAUAGUGUAUCAUCCUUAUAGACCUUUGCUCCAGUAUGUGCAGGACAUGGGCCAAGAAGACAUGUUGCUUCCCCUUGCAUGGAGGAUUGUGAAUGAUACCUACAGAACGGAUCUUUGCCUACUGUAUCCUCCUUUCAUGAUAGCUUUAGCUUGCCUACAUGUUGCCUGUGUUGUGCAGCAAAAAGAUGCCAGACAGUGGUUUGCUGAGCUUUCUGUGGAUAUGGAAAAGAUUUUGGAAAUAAUCAGGGUUAUUUUAAAACUAUAUGAACAGUGGAAGAAUUUUGAUGAGAGAAAAGAGAUGGCAACUAUUCUUAGUAAGAUGCCGAAACCAAAACCACCUCCAAACAGUGAAGGAGAGCAGGGUCCAAAUGGAAGUCAGAACUCUAGCUACAGUCAAUCUUAAAACAUUCCGAAGAAUUCCGUAGUGGACCACUUGGAAAUAAACCAUUGGACAGAUUUCAGUAAUGUCUUCAGUGGAAUACAAAUGAAAAUGAAUAGCUUGUUUCUGUCAAGCAUAUUGGGAAUUGAUUUUAUUUUUGCAAAAUAAGUUUUUCUUUACCUAAUUUGAUUCUAGUACAUAAUUGAUAAAAAUCUCUUAAUUAUAAAAGUUUGGAAAGGUUCUAUGGGGACCUACAGACAGACAUACAUAGACAUUUCAUGAUUAAUAGCUUUUGAUUAGUAUAUUUCUUAAUUUGGAUGAAAGACAUUGUAGCUUUUUAUUAAGCCAGAAAACAUGAAACAUAAUUUGUUUAAAAUUCUGUGGUCAUUGAGGGAUCAAAAAAGGACAUACAGUCAAUAUAUGAGGGUUCCCCGCCCCCCUCUCUGGAAGUUAAACUUUAAAACUGUAUAAAAACUGUAUAAAAUCUUACAAAAUCCUGGAAGAUUUUGAUAAUGAUGUUGAUAAUUUCAGGGAAAUUAAUCAAGUACCUAUUGAUUUUAAAAUGUAUUUUAUUCAGUAGUUUGGGUGUCUUGCCAUGGAAAAUAAUAGCCUGGCCUAGCAGAAAAGUGCAAUAUGUAUAGGAUACUUUGACAUUUUAAAAGCUAUAUUAAUUCCGUAACCAUUUUGAAAUGCUGGGCAAACUUUUUUAAAAAAGUGAAUCAUACAUGAAGUUAUUUGCAAUUAAUUCAAUUAAUGAGACAUUUUGAAAGUUUAAUUGGAUAAAAUACCAUAAUGAGGUUGAAAUUUUGAUAAAUUUUUAAUGUUGAUUUUUAAUCUGUGAAAAAAAUUUUUUUAUAAGAUACGUGCCCUASUUUAAUUUUGUAUCUUCAUGUGGAUUUACAGAUUUACUGCAGGUAUCCUGAGCCAGGAAUACAAUCAGGUUUCAGACCAGUUUGAAACUGGCUAUUCUUAAUUUUCAUGAGUGUAGGACCAUCAGAUUAAAUGUUAUGUCAGUGGACUAUGCUGUCUGUGGAACUUAAUAAAUUAAUCAUUUUCUUCAGACCUGAAGGAGAGUGAUAAAACUUGGAGUCAUAGGAUAUUAAUGUACAAUUUAAGGAUUAAAAAAUUUUCUAUAAAUAAAUUGUGAACAAUGGAUUAUUAAAUGUUGACUUCCUUCCUAGUAUAAGACUGCAAGAAUAAAAGUAAAUUCUUCAGCU
Messenger RNA from Urocitellus parryii (Arctic ground squirrel), 2288 nucleotides. It is a transcript of the gene Ccnc, whose product is annotated as cyclin C. Gene Ontology annotation, biological process: regulation of transcription by RNA polymerase II. The record is from RefSeq and is a predicted model, not a curated record. Gene Ontology annotation, molecular function: cyclin-dependent protein serine/threonine kinase regulator activity. NCBI's taxonomy places the organism in Eukaryota, Metazoa, Chordata, Mammalia, Rodentia, Sciuridae.